Molecule: messenger RNA, 2151 nt
Organism: Asterias rubens (European starfish)
Lineage: Eukaryota; Metazoa; Echinodermata; Asteroidea; Forcipulatida; Asteriidae
Product: suppressor of cytokine signaling 2-like
Exons: 1
Coding region: 556-1314 (252 amino acids)
Biological process (GO): phosphatidylinositol phosphate biosynthetic process; intracellular signal transduction
Cellular component (GO): phosphatidylinositol 3-kinase complex
Molecular function (GO): 1-phosphatidylinositol-3-kinase regulator activity
Source: RefSeq, a predicted model, not a curated record
UGAAACCCGGUGAGUUUAUUUACUGCAAGGUCGAAUGGCGAAGUCCUCCAUGAGUAAACGAAAAAGGGAAGUGAAUUAUGCCUCAUCCUGAAUUCGAGGAAGACUACAUCAGCUGGAACAUGGUAUGGAGUAUAUAACCACCCGAAAUUAUGAAAAUGAUUUUAGUCAAAGUAUCUACACGGACAAGUGCUUUCGUGUGGUGAAAAAUCGAAGCAUUAUUAUUGGCGAUACUGUGUGUGUGGUGUACGAAACACAGCCGUGACUGCAUUGAGGGUUUGUAUGUGUGUGGACCGAUCCCGUCAACCGCAAGCUCAUUAUCUGAUAGGAAUUCUUAGACCUUCAAUUCCGGGAAAUCUCAGCCUGCGGUCUCGUUGCUAGUAAUAGGUUUUCUGCACACGGGCUCUGGAACAGGGGAAUGAGCUAAGGUCGCUACGAAGGCAGACUCACUGUUACUGACAAAGCAGACGGACGUUUUGCGAAGAGCAGCUGAUGCCGAAUAAGUAAUUGUUGCCGUCUAUUCUUUGUUUUUUUUUGUAACCGUCGUACUGGGGUUGAAUGUGUGUGGAGUUGCUGACAGCACCGGGGAUCGUAGGAAAGGACGUGCCGUGUACCGACCGUGAGUCCGCCGUGUGGGCCCCGAUGCCGCCUGGCUGCAAGAUGACCCACUAUGGAGCUCUGGUGUCGGACGAGACGACCAGAAAACAAAGGACCACUGACGACGACUUUGAGCGUCUUACCUGCGCCCUGGAAAUGUUAAACAUAUCGGGGUGGUACCACGGAGCGAUGACGUUCACCGAGGCAAAGCGGAAACUCCGUAGUUCGGACAUCGGAACAUUCCUGGUGCGAGAUUCCUCGGACCCAAACUACCUCUUCACACUGAGUGUGAAAACUCCUAAAGGAACGACCAGUGUGCGGAUUGAAUACGAGUUUGGGAAAUUUACACUGGACUCGGAGGAGGCGCUACGACGACUCGCGCCCAAAUUCGACUGCGUGGUCAAACUCUUGUACUAUUACAUCCAAAUGUCGCGGCUCGAUGACAGCGAAAAUGACGACAAGAACAAGAGAGACAAAUCAAAGAGGAUUGAGAAUGGCCGGACUACUACUAGUAAAAACCCCGGACAGUUAGUGUGGCUGGAGCCGUCCGGACGCAGAGAACUCAUGGUGAAAAUUAUCAAACCACUCCGGUCGGAACCCCCGAGUUUACAGCAUCUAUGUAGGGUCGCCUUGAACAGUUCCGUGGAAACGAGGCAGCAGACGGAAUUCCUGCCCGGUAAACUCAAGUCAUAUUUAAGACAGUACCCGUUCGACCAAUGAUACAAAGACAUCGACACUGUAUUAUACGAUUUUGUGAUAUUUAUUGAUACCGCAAGGAGAGAAAAACAAGCAGAACAGUUCCCUUCAGUGGCAGACCUGAUGGGGGUGACUAGACGGCCGCUUUAACUUGCAGUACACAACCCCGUUCCCUUCAGCGGCAGACCUGUUUGUGGUGUGACCGGACUGCCACUUUAAUUUGCAGUAUACAACCCCCAUGGUGGUGGCCGGUGGUCAGCAAGCAACAUGGAUUCCGAUACCCACUUCAAGAGGACCGUCGCCUGACCCUAAAUAGAGACCACCACCUUCCUGACCCUGAUGUAACCCCGUCAAACCAUGGAGGUAGCCCUCCAUGGUUAAACCCUCUUUCGUGACAAGUGUUGCCGCCCUGGACACCCGCGGUAUAUUAUUUCUGGAUCGUGUACUCACGGGUCACCUUUUCUUGUGUUAUUAUUAAUGCCAAAGUUAACCGCAUCCUGUUUGCUAUACGGGUUUGUGUCCACUGUUCACCAACCACAUGAUUUAACAAAGGGGUUUAAAAUAGCCAAGUGCCUUAUAGUUAUAUUUUAUUUAAAAAAAAAAAAUUGUUAAAAACUUAUUGUAAUAGACAAAGAUUGUGGCCGCCAGACUGUUCCCUUUUUCCCGGAAUGUUAAGUGGAAAAUUUUACCAGCUUUGGUUGCAAUCUUUGUCUAAACCACAGUUUAACCCCCAAAAUGUAUUUAUGGAACCACAUUUGAGGAAAUGACUUAAAUAUCAGUCAUCAAUGCAGUGGACACUAUUGGUAAUUACUCAAGAUAAUUAUUAGCAUAAAACCUCACUUGGUAACAAGUAAGGCUAUU